AUAAGAGCCAAUGUCAUGCUACAUUAAUCGUGUAGCCAGAUUUUAGACGCAAGAAGCAAGCAGCAUGAAUGAAGGAGGUACCGCACACAUGCAACGCAAAGCAGUACCGUCAGCACAUUUCGGAACACACCCUAUAUCUGUUUCUGCGGCGCAAUAUCGAAGAGAUUGGGUAUUAGUUUGGACAUCAGACUCACGAGAUGGCACUGAAUACGCUCAUCAGGAAGACAGGAUGGAAUUUUCCAAAGGAGAUAGAAAAGAAGCCAGUGGAGAUGAUAGAAGACAAAGUGGAUAUCGCAAUUGGAGGGUAUCACAAGACCCUCCAGUGGAACUCAGACGACCACAUAGUGCAUCUACUAAUCAGCCCAAACCAGAACAUAGUCUUGAUGAAAAAAAGUCUUCGUUGUCACCACAAGCAGCAGAAUUUGUUCCAAGAUCAUUACAACUUCGUAUACCACCACCGGCUGCAUAUGAGCGUGAAAUUCCUCGUCAAAUUGCAAAGAGUUCUGUGCAAAAUAGGAUCAAUAUUGCUCGUUUCAACAAAAGUACACCAAAUGCGUAUAUACCACCAUAUGCAAUGGGAAACGAUGCUCUUAGAGACGCUUUGCAACAGCAAUGCAAUGUACAAGACUCAGUGACAGGAAGUUAUAAUAGGUACACUGAUGGUCAAAAUAAUUUGAAUGACUGCAAGAAAGAAGAGAAGCAAAACGAGGAAAAGGAAAUUUACCAUAUUUUAAUUCAAGAACUCUUUAACAUUAUCAAUAUUUUGAUUGUAAAUCCUGCCCAGUUUUCUCACUUGAUUCCACAGUUUGUAAAUAAAAUUAGGAGGGAUGGAAAUAUGCGUCACAUAGAAAUGAUUUUAAAAACUAUAAUCGAAUGGUCUAUAGACGAAAGCAAUUUCCGAUAUAAUGGAGCUCGAUUCUGUGAAUAUUUUGAUAGCACUGCAGAAGUACGUACCAAAGAGCUAUUUAGAGACGUUUUAUUCAUGCUAUGUAAAUUGCAGACUCGAUUACAAGAGCAAGAAUGGCAUAACGUAUGCGAAAAAGAUCGCGAUCAAAAGAAAUGUAAUGGAUUGAUAUUAUUUUUGGCAGAAUUAGUUGCCCAAAUGGAUGAAUCUUAUGCUUUCACUCUAGGAGAAUUAUUAGUAUGGUUUAUUACAAAAGUACUUCAAAGACCAGCGUCGAAUACAGUGAAAUAUAUAUGCCAAGCACUCAAAUUGGCGGGUCAUGUAUUGGAAAAGGAUAAAAGCAAGAGCGGAGAUAUGGAAAAUAUGAUGCGAGCGUUAACGGAACUGGUAAAUAACGGACAGGUUGACACGCAUGUCGGAAAUAUGGUAAACAACGUUCACGAAAUGCGAAAAAAUUGGGAAAAAAGCGCGUCUAAUUGUGAUUCGCCUAGCACAAACAAUGCAGUGUUAAAUCAAGUACAACAGCCAGACCAACCAGGCGCGUCUAAUUACAAUUCAUCUGAACUGAAUACUGCACCGUUGGUUGAAGUACAGCAACCGUUGGACCUGCCAGUAAUGUAUGGCCCCGAUGGUGAAGUUCUCUCUGCGGAGGAAAGUAAAUUUCUCCAAGAUCACAUGAUGUUGGAUUUGGAUGAUAUUGAGACUUCUGAUGAAGGAUCAAUUGAUGAUAAUUUCGAUGAUGAAAUUGCGACCGCUUACGAGGAGUUUUUGAAGGAGGAACCCAAAUAAAGUGUACAUAAUCUCAUAUCAACUUAUGCUACAGGAUUAUGCUGUGGCUCAAACAUCUUGCUAUAUGCACCAUUUCUUAAAAUCUUAAUGAUUUCAAAGGGAAGAUAUUAAAAGAGAGACAGAGAUUAAACUCAAUCAAGAAGAGAGAAUAUUAAAAAUCAGAUGUAGCAUUUGCAUUGCAAAAAAAUAGCACAGUAUCAUUGCAUAUAUAUAACGCACUGAUUUAUAAAGCAAUGCAUCAAAUAUAAGUAAUUCUCAAUAAACUCCCGUCAUGUACAGAAAUAAUAACAAUACCUGCAUAACAACAUAAAUAUUUACUUAUAUAGCAUGCAGGUAAUCCACUAGAAACAGAAUAUCUAAGUAUGUUUCCUAAAUUUGAAAAUUAAAAACGUAAAUGUAUAAUUAAAGAUGUAAUCUACAUAGUUAAAUGCUUCUCUAUCUCAACUCAUGAACAAGAGAAUGAAAAUGCGUGCAUUUAUUAUGCGUACUGCUAUCUUCUGCUUUUUACUUACUUUCUCAUUCUAAUGUAGUCACGCGACAUGAACCAAAUAUAAACAUUAACGCUCCUGA
Linepithema humile (Argentine ant) is the source of this 2263-nucleotide messenger RNA. Lineage: Eukaryota; Metazoa; Arthropoda; Insecta; Hymenoptera; Formicidae. The record is from RefSeq and is a predicted model, not a curated record.